Oppiella nova is the source of this 1746-nucleotide messenger RNA. The record is from the annotation of a GenBank genome assembly. NCBI's taxonomy places the organism in Eukaryota, Metazoa, Arthropoda, Arachnida, Sarcoptiformes, Oppiidae.
AUGAGUGUCCAAAUCCCCAAACUCUUGUGUGCCGUCACUAUUGAGACCUAUUGUCGCCGCGACAACAGUCUGUCCAACAGGUGUGUCAUCAGUGAAGCGAUGGUAACGUUGGGCAGGAAUGCGCUCAAAGACUGUGUGAUCCGAGUGGACGACCGCAAGAGUGGUCGAAGUGUCCAUCAGUUUGUCUUAAUGCACACUAAACUCAACUACAAACUCAACACUCGCUUCGUAUUGGACGGCAAGUCCAGUAUCACUCUAACGGAUCCCAAUGUCUGUAUAUUCAUCUCCAACUGUCCGUCCAAUCAGUUGUCACUAUUCCUCAAAUGUUUUGUCUUUAAAUGCGAUUAUUAUAAGCGAAGUACUGGUGAGUGGAGUGGUGUCCAAGACAUGAGACAACGUCUGGUGGCAGACAAACACACAAUGUUUGACGAAAUGAGUCCAUUGAGUGCCAAAGACAUCGACAGAAACGUUGCGAUCAAACGGCGACUAAACGCACAAAACAUGGCAUUGAAUGCAUUGAAUGGCAAUGGAGUGCAAGAGUCGCCCAAAUCCAGCAAAUGUUUGCACAAAAAGUCACUCAAAAAGCGAAAACUUAUUGAAAGGGACGAGAAUUGUGAGCAAAGUGUGCGUAAAAGACAGACAAUGGAAGCGCUGAUACCAUCCCCUGUGAGACAAAUGAGACUUUUGAACGAAAACCGGUUGACUGGCGAACAGAGGCGAGUGAUGUCUGCUGUGGUGAGCGGUCGCAGUGUGUUCUUCACGGGCAGCGCCGGCACCGGGAAGUCAUAUCUGUUGCGCUUUAUUAUUGCACGACUGCCGCCCGACACGACAUACGUGACGGCCAGCACCGGGAUCGCCGCCUCACACAUCGGAGGCAUGACUUUGCAUAUGUUUACGGGUCUCACACCAGACCAGAGUCGCGACGCCUCUGCCGAAGAAUGCGCUCUGAAGUUGAUGUCCAACGCAUGCAAAGUGAAUAAAUGGCGUAAAUGCAAAUGUCUUAUCAUUGACGAGAUAUCAAUGGUUUGCGGCAAAUACUUCCAAUUAGUGGACAGUGUGGCCAAAAUAGUCCGCAAUUGUGACCAACCCUUCGGAGGCAUCCAAUUAGUGGUUUGCGGAGACUUUCUUCAGUUGCCACCCAUUACUCGCAGGGAUGAGGAGAAGGUGUUUGCCUUUCAGAGCACGUCUUGGGACCAGUGUAUUGGCCACUCGUUUCAAUUAAGUCAUGUUAAGCGUCAGAGUGACCACACGUUCAUAAGAUUACUGCAAAACAUACGAAUCGGAAAUUGCGAUCAUUUGAUGACCACUCAAAUCCUCGAUACACUCAAUAAUGAUCUCAAGUGUAAGGACUUGUGUCCCACCCGUCUCUACACGCAUCGCAAUGAUGUCGACCUCAUUAACAGCAGACAAUUGAGUGCUAUUGACAGCAAAUGCGUUGUGUUCACCGCCGAAGACAUCAUCAAACCAGAGAAUUGGGUCAUAAGAGUGUCGAACCAGAAGUACGUAAUGCGAAGACAUCUUCCGCUUCAGCUCUCUUGGGCUCUAUCUAUACAUAAAUCUCAGGGAAUGACUAUCGAUAACGGAGUGGAGAUCUCAUUGGCCCGGGUGUUCGAGUGCGGACAGACAUAUGUAGCCCUUUCCCGCUGUAAAACGCUGUCAAACCUAAGAAUUAUUGAUUUCAAUCCAAAGAGUGUGAUCGUAGACUCCAAUGCACUCCAGUUCUACAAUAAUCUCAAAUUUAAUUGA